This is a messenger RNA of Oryza sativa Japonica Group (Japanese rice), 4824 nucleotides long. RefSeq names its product disease resistance protein RGA5-like. Gene Ontology annotation, biological process: defense response to other organism. The record is from RefSeq and is a predicted model, not a curated record. NCBI's taxonomy places the organism in Eukaryota, Viridiplantae, Streptophyta, Magnoliopsida, Poales, Poaceae. Gene Ontology annotation, molecular function: ADP binding.
UCUUUGUUUGGUCUCCUUAAUUAGUCAUUGCAAUGCUCCUUGCCUUGUAUUCACGCUAGCUGCUUGUUGCACUCAACAUAUUUCCUCCAAUGUUCCUGCCUGUGGCUCACUGUACUGAGAGUCCCUGCUGCGAAAUAAUGUCACCAUAUUGAGCGGCCGAGCUGAGUAGAUCUGUUGGAGACCUUCAUGUUGAGGAACAGGAUCUUUUGCACAGGAAUUAAGAACAACUGUAUGUAGGUAGGUAGCAGUAGUACUAAAAAAAUUGAUGUCAAAAGGCAAGCUGAGUGUUUAGCUCGGGUGACAGGCUCAAUGAAAGCCUCUUAAGAGACGAGUCGAUCGAUGAUCAUUAGUACACAUAGAAAUUGUGCACCUCACUAGCUAGGAGCCCAGACAGUGAGAGAGCAUCAUAUGAUCUAUAUUACAUACCAAUUGACCGAUUGAAAAUGGAGAUCGCCAGAGGGGCAAUGGGCAGUUUGCUCUCCAAGCUGGGAGAGUUGCUCAAGGAGGAGUACAACCUGCAAAGGAGCGUGAAGAAAGACAUCAGAUUCCUGUCAAGAGAGCGGCCGAUGAUGCACGCUGCUCUACGCAUGGUAGGCGAGGUGCCACUCGAUCAGCUAGACGAUCUGGUCAAGAUAUGGGCACGUGAGGUCCGGGAGCUGUCCUAUGACAUGGAGGACAUCGCCGACACCUUCAAGGUGCACAUCGAGCAGGGCUCUCAGCAAGCUGACCUGGGGUGCACCCAAGGGUUCGCGAGGAAGAUGGUGAACUUGUUCAAGAAGGGCAGGUCCCAUCGCCAAAUUGUCAAUGAGAUCAAAAACAUUAAGGAUCGUGUCAAGGAGGUGGCAGAACGGCGUGAUAGGUACAAGGUCGAAAGCAUUUCUGCUAGUUAUGCACAAGCCACAGCCACUAUCGACCCUCGUCUAACAGCUCUAUUCAAGAAGGUCACCGAGCUCGUUGGCAUAAAUGGGGCAAGGGACAUGCUAAUCAGGAGGCUUUCCAAAGGUGCGGGUGCAUUCGACGAGAAACUCAAGGUUGUCUCUGUCAUUGGAGUUGGAGGAUUGGGCAACACAACUCUUGCCAAAGCUGUUUAUGACAUACUAGUACAUGGGGGGCAAUUUGAUUGUUGUGCUUUUGCUUCUGUGGGUCAAAACCCUGACAUGAAAAGAUUUUUCAAGGACAUUCUUCUUCAACUUGACAAGCAUAAAUAUAUGCACAUCACUGCUGUGACAUUAAUGGAUGACAGGCAGCUCAUCAAUGAGCUACUAGAAUUCCUUGAUAAAAAGAGGUACUUGAUUGUUAUUGAUGAUAUAUGGGAGACAUCAACAUGGGAUUUGAUUAAAAAUGCUUUGCCAGAUAGUAAUUGUGAAAGUAGAAUAAUCACAACUACUCGUAUUUCCAAAGUUGCUGAACAGGUUGGUGACAUUUACAACAUACAACCGCUUUUUGAUGACAAUGCUGAAAAAUUAUUCUACACCAGAAUAUUUGGUUUUGAUGGAAAAUAUCCAAGUAAUCAGUUGACUGAGGUAUCAAAGAAGAUUUUGAAGAAAUGUGGUGGUAUAAACCCAACAAUGAAUGGUCCAAGGUUUAUGACUCUAUUGGGUUUGGACAAGAAGACAGCAAGGAUGUUCGGAACACAAGAAAGAUAUUGCCUUUUAGCUAUUACGAUCUACCCAUUCAAUUAAGGACUUGCUUAUUGUAUCUAUCCAUAUUUCCAGAAGAUUAUUGGAUUGAGAAAUACCAAUUGAUUUGGAGAUGGAUAGCUGAAGGUUUUGUCCACGAGGAAAAGGGGCUAGUGUUAUUUGAGCAGGGGGAGAGAUUCCUCGACGAGCUGAUAAAUAGAAGCUUAAUCCAGCCAUCAGAUCGUUAUCAUAGUGGUAUUGUAAAUGGCUGUCGUGUUCAUGACAUGGUGCUUGAUCUCAUUCGUUCCUUGUCGAGUGAAGAGAAUUUUUGUGCUAUGCUGCAUAAGGAACAAACCAUGCUUUCACAGAACAACAUUGUCCGCAGGUUAGCCAUCCACAAAAGAAUUCUAGAGCAUAACCCUAAGAUGAAUGUGCGCAUGGCACAAGUGAGGUCAUUCAAUGCCUACAUGUGCGGUCAUAUGGAUUGUAUGCCCCCGCUAUGGAGCUUUAAAGUUGUGCGCGUGUUAGUCUUAGAUUUAUGUAAUUUUACGGGAAGUCCUCAUCUUGAGCCUAUUGGGAAAUUGCUUCACCUCAAGUACCUAGGACUAGUGAACACGGCCAUUGCUGAGCUCCCCAAGGAGGUUGGGAACCUCACAUUGUUGCAGACGUUAGACAUAUGGCGCACUAGUAUAGAAGAACUUCCAUCAACUGUUGGUAAGCUGAAGCGGCUGAUCUGCCUGCGAGCUGACAGCAACACGAGAGUGCCAGCGGGGGUGAUAGGGAGCUUAACAUCCCUACAGCAACUGCGCCUUCACUCUGCUGACAAGUCCCCGAGCGCCGUUGUAGAGCUAGGUAAGCUGGUGGAGCUAAGAGUGCUUGAAAUCCAGUUCUGCAAGAUGGAUCAGAACUCACGGAGAUCUCUAGUGGAAUCCGUGUGCAACCUUUGCAACAUACAAGUUCUCGAAGUUCACUAUGAUCACUCUGGACCUACAGAGUGGGCGUACCUAGGUAGCAGCUGGGAAGGCUGGGUGCCCCAUCCACGGCUCCGCCAGUUCUUGCUGAGAGCCAUCUCUCUGCCAUGACUACCGCUGUGGAUCAACUCCUCGCACGUCGCACACCUUUCCUACCUUCAACUAGGAGUGGGCUUUAUAGAUGUCCAGGAUCUACACACUCUUGGGAGGUUGCCAGCGCUUCGUUGCCUCUACAUAUCUAGCGGUAUUCUGCUAUCCUACGUCGUCGCCGGUGGAGAUGGAUUGUUUCAAAAUCUAAGGCAUUGCACGACCAACUUAGAGUUCAUGUUUCAACAGGGAGCAAUGCCGAUGCUUGCGCACCUCGAGUUCAGGGUCAGUGUGCUGGGCCUGGGCAGGAGGGAGGACCCUGCAGGCUUGGGGUUGGGGCACCUUCCUUUCCUUGAACUUGUUACGCUGUACUUGCAAUGCUCUGGUGCCAGCAUUGUGGAGGUUGCGGAAGUGAAGGUAAUGCUGAGGCAUGAGGUCCAUGUUCAUCCCAACCAUCCUACCCUUAAUUUGGAAGAAUACCAUUGCCAAAGCCAACAGCCCGAAGAUGAUGACAGCGGUGGAUCCGUAUAAAAAUAUUUACUAGUCAAUGGACUGGGCGAGACCAGUGACCAGUACUGUACAUAGCCUGCAUUUGUUCAGGUUUGUUUAGCUGUAACAGAAUUUUCAUUGAACAUGGUUCCAAAAUUCAGAAGUUGGUAAUUCUACAACCAACUGGUAUAUGCUUGAAGGAAUGGCAGUGCAGUUGAUGCGUGCAGCUGCAGCUCGCAGGCCCUCUUUUUACAGCAAUGUUCUUCUGUUCCAUUCCUUAUAUUCAUGAUAUCAUUUUAUCAUGUAUACUGAACAGAUGAUCAAAGAAUGUGUAACUGCAAAUUGUAAGACUGAACUUGCAGACCGUAUCAACUUUUUAUGAAAGGAAAUAAAUCCACAUGCCCCCCUCUCCCGCCCCCUAAACUUUGAAUAACAAUGCUAAGCAUCGUCCUAAAUAUGGAGUUGAAAGUGUCGAUAUGUUUAUUACCAAGAAUUGAAACGUGGUUAAAGUCUAGCGGUUUCAUAUCUGUUCUUAAAAAUCCGCCGAAUAAUCACAACAACGAGGUCAUCCCAUAUAAAGCACUCUUGAUGAAUAAUCACACAUUUUUUUUUGGAGAAAAUUAGAUCCAUAUAGCAGAAGAAAAACUCUAGUACCAAAAAAUAGCAUAAAAAAUUUCCACUUUCAAUGAAUAGCACUUCCAUCGCAUUUUUAACUAACGGCGUUAAAAUUUAACUCCUUCCCAGCACCCUUCAUGUGGAGGGGGAGACGGCGGCGGCAAGCGACGGGUGGAGGGGAUUGGAGACGAUCCGAGACUGCCUACUUACUCUAUGGCGGUGGUUGGCGAUGGGCGGAGGGGAGACGAUGGUGACUGGCGGCUUGCUCGAUCGAUCGAUAGCAGCGACUCGUGGCUUGCUUGCAACGGAAUUCAGGAGAGUUCGAGUUUGGGGAAGUGAACCCCGAAUCCAUUCGCCGCUGCCGCGCGUUGUUCUGCUUCCACUAUUGCUGGAGCUGCCCGAUCGAGCUUCCUGCUCACAGGAACGAGGAAGAAAGCAGCAAGAAAAUAAAGGACAGAGCGCAUGAUUCAGCCAAACCAUCUCAUUACCGUGUGAUAAAGGGCAUUCUCGGUAUUUUCCCUCCCCAACCACGGCUCAAUCCCGCAUCACCGAUGUGACGGAAGUGCUAGAAAAAUUAGUGGAUUGUGCUAUACAUCGAAAGUGGGAUUGUUUUUUUUUUUUGCUAUUACUUAGUAAUCGGGGUGUUUCUUGUGCUAUAGAUCAAAUUUUCUCUAUUUUGCGUGUUGUCGUGGGGAUUCAUCUGUUUUUGCGUGGUGUUGUGAUUUUUCAUAUCAUUUGAAUAAUCAUAAAAACACGCAAAAUCAAUGUCUCCGAAGCUUGUUGCUCUGAUAGUGAUGCCAAAAUUUAUAAGAUGGAACCUCUUUCGGACGAUGACUCCAAGAAGCUCUUAUAAACAAAGAUAUUUACUCAAGGGAACAAAUGUCCUCAUAAAUUGAAACAAGUCUCUAUAGACAUCCUAAAGAAAUGUGGUGGGUACCAUUAGCAGUCAUCACCAUAGCUAACCUCUGGCCAGUAAUAACAAGAGAAGCAAAUAGGGUAGCACAUGUUUUAGCACAAAUGGCAAUGAGUACUAGAUCUCGUGC